This is a messenger RNA of Bradysia coprophila, 2339 nucleotides long. RefSeq names its product Fas associated factor casp (gene casp). Lineage: Eukaryota; Metazoa; Arthropoda; Insecta; Diptera; Sciaridae. Gene Ontology annotation, molecular function: ubiquitin binding. Gene Ontology annotation, cellular component: endoplasmic reticulum; nucleus. Gene Ontology annotation, biological process: ERAD pathway. The record is from RefSeq and is a predicted model, not a curated record.
AUAAAAAAUUUCCACUUUUAAAGUCAACUCAGUCAAUACACAGUCAACACAAGCACUGCUUAGAAAGAAUCAUACUAAUUUCUGUUUAUUUAUUUUUAUUUUGGUCUCAGCGCUCAGAUAUGUCUGAGUCACAUGAGGAUAUUCUUGCCAGCUUUCAGAGCAUUACGGGAAUCGAUCUUGCAGAGGCAAUUUACCAUUUGGAAGAAUCUAACUGGAAUUUGCUGAACGCUAUUCAUCGAGUACUACCUCAAGAUAAUAUCGAACAAGAAUUUUCUACGUUAAGUGCGUCACACACGAAUAGAAAUGCUGUGGACGAGGGACUCAACAAUCUCGAUGUUGAAUCCAACGUUGAUGAAGUAAUGACCGUACCCUCGUCUCCAGUAUCCACAUUUCGGAACAUUUAUCAUUCAGAAUCAUCUACAUCUUCCAACAACCAUCACACAAUUGGCGAUCAUAGUGAGAGUGGAAGCAGUAGUGGCAUUAGCUCCAGUAGCAGUUCCAAAUCACCAAGGGAAUUAUCGUUCAACAUACACUUAAAGUAUGAGAUUCACAAAAUUAAAAUUCUGGAUACGUCAACGGUUGCUGAUCUCAAAGCGAAAAUUAUGUCUGCGACGUCCAUUCCCAUCUGUAGACAGAUACUAACCGGAUGGAUACCGAAUGAGGCCAAUUGCACCGAGUCAACGAUUCUACGUACAUUGAAUUUGGAUCCGUCAAAUGAAUUGAUAUUGAAAGAUGCCAAUGAUGAAGAUUUUAUGGACGAGGACGGUUUAGAGACUAAUACGCGUGCAAACGAAAUAUUUACGGUGAACAUUACACGGCAACCGGAUGGGGAUAAAUUUUCGCUACAAUUCCCCGGUCGGCAGAAAUUUCUGGAUGUGAAGACGGAUGUUUAUACGCUAACCACCAUUCCCGUUCGACACCAAGUGUGGACGGGCUGGCCGGACAACAUAACCAAUCAAAUGACAUUGGCUCAAUCCGGCAUCGAACCAGUUGUCAAUGUGGUAUUGAGCCGGGCCACCGAAAAUCCAUCCGGUUCACAGCCAUCAUCGGCUACCAGUCGUUCGUCGGAUGUUAUUGAAGUGGACAAUUCGGAUGAAAAUAGUUCGGACGAUAACGAUUUUCAGGAUGCUAACGAUGAUUUCAAUGAAUAUUACACCGACACGUCGGUAGCGGCACGACGUCCAAUCGAAGAUCUGAUAACGGACGAAACAAGUGAUGAAAUUACUGGUUCGGUUCAAUUUGUUGAAAACUACAUUGCAAGGUAUGGCGAUCCACAUCCGGAUUUCUAUCGAGGUAGCCUACAAGACGCAUUAAACGAAGCUUGCUACAAGCCCGCAAGAGAUCGCAAACUACUCGCCAUUUAUUUGCACCACGAUGGCAGCGUACUUAUUCACGUAUUCUGUGAGGUGCUACUCAAAUGCGACAGCAUACAACAAACGUUACUUCACAACUUCAUUCUGUACGGCUGGGACUUAACACACGAGAGCAACAAAAAUAUGUUUCUGUCCGCCCUAUCCGCAUGCAGUAAUCCGACCGCAAUGAUUACAGUUCGUAACAUACCUGUAAAUCAGCUGCCCGCUAUUGUGAUAAUUGGCAAAAGUCGGAGCACAUGCGAAGUACUUUCUGUGAUUCACGGCAACUGUGGCAAGGAUGAAAUGUUCAAUAAGUUACUGGAAACGAUCAACAUGUAUUCGGAUCAGCGUGACAUCGAAGUUCGCGAAGAGGACGAACGAGCCGCACGGGAAGCGGUCAAAUUCGAGCAGGACGUAGCGUACAACGAAAGUCUGGAGGCUGACCGCCGAAAAGAGGAAGCAAAGUUACAGAAGGAGCGCGCUUUGGCUAAUGAAAAGAAGCGUUUGGAAUCGGAACGGCAAGAGAUCGAAGCCGUUCGAGAAGCGAAUCGUUUGGACGCCGAGCGUUGUGUUCCCGUUGAGCCACCAGCUGAUGCAAAAGGAAUAACCAAAAUUCGCGUACGAAAGCCGACUGGUGAAUUUAUUCUGAGACGAUUCACCGUCGACACAAAGCUUAGUAUUCUGUUCAAAUUCAUCGAGUCACAAGGAUUUCCCAUGGACGAGUACAAAGUUAUUUCCAGUUUUCCGCGUCGUGAUCUAACCACCGUUGACGCAGCCGAGACACUGGAACACUACAAGCUAUGUCCGCAAGAGACAGUGAUCUUAGAAUUACGAUGAUGGAUUAUUCUACAGAAAAAAGCCGAUGCUUCAUCUCUAUCAAAACAAACUCUCUUCUGUUGAUUAAAAACACAUUUAAACUUAACUUUUAGUCAUUUGUAUCAACAAGAACAACCACAAAAUUGAAAUUUGUCAAAGUGGAAAUUUGAA